AUGCUUUUAUCACGAAAAGAUGGAUCCAAUCAUCAUGUGUGCAAAGAAGAUUUUGAAGAAGAAGAAGAAGAUUCUCUCUCAUCAGAACAUUCUCCAUCACCCAAUGAAACAAGUCGACUUGCUCAUGUGAUGACAAUCCAUCGAAAUAGUCCAACCAUUGAAACGAGUGCUUCAGAAACGAGUGAGGUUUCAAAUAACAUGAGUCAUAUAACAUCUCGUUCUGUGACGACAACGACAACGAUGAAUAACACCAGCACGACUGGUCGUACGCAUUCCAUUUCACCUAGAAAUGUGGCCAUGCCACCACAAACACCAGAUAAGCUUUAUGAGGAAGAUGUUUUUUCAGUGAUUUCAUCGAGUGGAUCAACAACAGGAGGAGGAACCACAGCUUCAUCGUCGUCCAUGUCUGGAUCAUUGAGUCAUGGCGAACAAACACAAGCAGCUAAAUUACUCAAGGCCACAAACUUUUCAGCGAAUGAGGCAGUGGAAUUGAGUGUCAUUUUGUUGAGAAGUAUUAUUGAAAUUUAUAAUGCGUCCGAAUGGAUUUCACAAACUCGAUUCAAUGAAAAAGAGCGAAUGGGAUGGGGCAAAUUAUUAAGAUUGGGCAAUGAGUUUAUAGUCUUGACAGGAAAUGAAGAAAAGGUCGAUGAAUUUACACAAUUGACGUACAAAUUGGAAUUGGUCGAUGUGAUCGAGUUGAAAUCCAAAAAGCAUCUCUUAACUGUAUUUUUAUUGAAUAUUUAUCAUGUCAUGUUGUUGCAUGGAUUUAUUAAGAAUGGAACUUAUCCACUCAUGUCCAUGAGAUCCAGAAUGAGAUUCCUUCGAGAGCCCAUGUAUGUGAUUGGAAGCAUUCCUCUCUCAUUGGAUGACAUUUUUUGUUUAUUGACUUCUGCUAAAAAUGUUUCGAAUAGUGGAAAGCACGAAUUGUUGAAAGAUGUCUAUCAGAAAGAUCCUCUGAAUUGUUUGGCAUUGAGUAAUUGUUGCUUCUCGUCGCCUCAUUUAAGAAUUUAUUAUCCUGCAAGUCCAGAAUUGGUGAAAGCUCAAUUAAUUCAACAAUCAACUUGUUUCCUUUCUCAGACUGUGAAAUUCUUCUCCAACACCAAGCUAUUGGUCCUUCCAUCCACGUUAAGUCAACAUCUUUCAUUAUUUGGUGAUAACAAAGAAACUGUUAUUAAUUGGAUUAUCAAUCACUUGCCCAAAGAUUUGGAAAUUAGAAAAGAUAUUGGCAUUGCCAUGACAUAUACCAACAUUCACAUCAAAUUCAGUCCCAUUGAUUAUAGCUUCCAAUUUAAGGUUGCCUCUGAAUAG
Naegleria lovaniensis is the source of this 1308-nucleotide messenger RNA. RefSeq lists its product as uncharacterized. The record is from RefSeq and is a predicted model, not a curated record. Lineage: Eukaryota; Heterolobosea; Eutetramitea; Acrasida; Naegleriidae. Bases 1 to 1308 code for a protein of 435 amino acids. The transcript has a single exon.